CUAGGGGCUUGGACCGGACACCCAGAGGCUAGCCCAAUCCCAGGGCCAGGGAAGCCUUGGUGGGCCCAAACCCAGCCCCUUUUCGUACAGGCCCUCUGGCCACGCGCCCCCUGGAGGAGAUGGAGACCCUGCUGCUGGCCCUCUCCAUCCUGACUGGCGCCUGCUGCCAGAACUGGGGUGUGACCCUGCCCCAGCACGUGACCGGCUGGAGAGACUCCUGUGUGACGAUCCCUUGCUCCUACACCUACCCCAAGGGGCAGCUGGUCAGAAGCGUGACCUGGUGCCGGGGCAAGGAGAAAAUUGUGCAGCUCCCUGGGGCAACGGGGCAGGACUACAGCAAGGCCAAGCGCGCCCAGCUCCUGGGCGACCUGCAGCACAACUGCAGCCUGCGCCUCGGGCCACUGGAGCUGGGAGACGGGGGCACGUACCAUGUUGAGUUCCAGACUGAGACCAAUAAAAUGUGGAGAAGCCCUCGAGCCCUGUGCCUCACGGUGUCAGAACAUCCCUGCAGCAUUGGAAUUGGCUUCGGCAGGACAUCAGGAGCCCUGACGGGCCGCUUGCUGUGCCACGUGUCCGAGCAGUGUGCCUGUUCUAACCUGGCGUGGUACGACAGAGCUGGUGCGCAACUCCGGGAGCAAAAGGCGGGGAGCCGCAGUGCCUACGUGGGCAUGAACAUCAUCUGGCAGCACCGGGGCACGGCGCUGGAGUGCCAGGUGCAGGGCUUCCAGAAAAGAUGCCUCCCCCAAGGGUGCCAGUCCCCAGCCACAGGCCGGCCUCGCCAGCUGAAGGUCCUGGUGGACACGGAAGGCCCGGGCCCAAUCCGGGAGGGCGACUCGUUCACACUGAGAUGCGUGGGGGACAUGGAGCCAUCGCACCGGAGCUACUACUGGGUUCACAAUGACGUGGACUUGCCCUCCGCCUACUCCGUGCGGGUGGAGGCAGCGACCUUGUCUGACAGGGGCAACUAUACCUGCAUAGAGUGGGUCUCCGGGCCCGGGUGGGGCUACCUGGCUGUGUCCCACACGAUCUACGUGGGCAUCCUUGUGCCCCCCGUGGUGCAUGUGGUGGCCACCCCAGGCCCUCAUUGCAGCGCGGGGGAGCCCUUGUCCCUGAUAUGCCGGCUGAACACCAGUGCCUAUGGUGGAGUGGGCUUCUCCUGGUACAAGGACGGCAAGCGGCUGGAAUGGGCAGAGCCAGAGCUGGCUUUUCCGGGGGUCCAAGUGAAGGAUGCGGGGCAGUAUCAGUGUGAAGUGCACAACACCCUAGGGAAAUCCACCUCCCUGCCACUCAUCAUCACUGUUGUGUAUGGCAGUGACUGGUACCGGCUGAGCCCUGGCCCCAUGGCUGGCUUCGGGGCAGGGGUCCUGCUGCUCCUCCUCCUGAGCAACCUCGGGGUUUAUUGCCUGGCCAGGAGAAUCUGCCCCUGGCAGGAACCGGAAGAGACUCUGCCAGUCGAUAAAAAUUGUAUCGACUACACGAUUUGUGGAUCACCCACCUCUUAA
Messenger RNA from Pelodiscus sinensis (Chinese soft-shelled turtle), 1502 nucleotides. The record is from RefSeq and is a predicted model, not a curated record. NCBI's taxonomy places the organism in Eukaryota, Metazoa, Chordata, Testudines, Trionychidae.